CAUAUGACAACAUCACAACAAAAAUGUCUGACUGCUUUUCGGUGCGGUCAUUUUUUUUAAUCGUUUUACAAGUAUAAUAAAAGGUGUAUGCGUUUGCGUCAAAGCCUCAUCCAAGUGUGCAUCUGAUGAAGACGUUUUUGAAUAAAAACCAAGUCAGACGCAAACUAGUCAGUGAAUAUUUUACAACCCUCAUCAUGGAGCCCACAGCAUCGGGAAUAUUCUGUAACAGAAUGCUCAGUAUGGUUAACUCUGAAGACGUGAACGCCAUCAUUCAAGCUCAGAGACACAUGCUGGACCGGUUUGAGAAGACCAAUGAGAUGCUGAUCAACUUCAACGGACUGUCCAAUGUGCGCUUACAACAGAUGAAUGAACACUUUCUAAUGCACACCCGCACUUUAAUAGAGAUGAAGAAAGACUUGGACAGCAUUUUCAGACGAAUAAGGACCUUAAAAGGCAAGGUUGCGAAACAAUAUCCAGAGGCCUUCAGCAACAUCAAUGAAUGUUCCAACCUGGAGGAUGAUGAUGAUGAUGAAUUUGACCCCAUUCCUCCCAGCGUGGCCACCACCAUCACUACUACUGCUGCAACGUCCGAACAGAGCACGGAGUCAUGUGACACAAGCCCUGAUGUGAUAUCGCCCACCAUUAGCUGCUGUUCUGAAGACCCCUCUCAAGAGAACACCGGCACACCAACCUCUGACAGCCAUGAACAGCCAGUGUUACGGGACGAGGGGCCGGAUUCAGCUGACAUUUAGAUUUAUGUGUCCUACAUACAGAUGCCACUUAAAAGUACGGUGAUGCAAGCCUACAGCUUAAGGUUUAUUAUGCGAAAAUGUUUUUAGUGCUACUAAUUUGGUACUGUUGUUAAAUGUUAUUUAAAUUUCAUGUUUUCUGUUCUAGCUUUAUAUAUUUAAGUGACCGCUAUGGUAAUGGCCUGGAAAAAUAAUGCAAACUAGCCUACUUUUUGCAGACAAAAAAAGUUGUACGGAUACAUUUAAAAACAGACAUGGUUACCUUGUGUUGUGAAAUUUUCAUGUUCAGAACCGCACUAGUUAUUAUUUAGUAUUAUUUCUGAAUUCAGGAAAAAAAUGUCAUUAAAU
Molecule: messenger RNA, 1097 nt
Organism: Sinocyclocheilus anshuiensis
Lineage: Eukaryota; Metazoa; Chordata; Actinopteri; Cypriniformes; Cyprinidae
Product: kxDL motif-containing protein 1
Exons: 5
Coding region: 126-752 (208 amino acids)
Biological process (GO): lysosome localization
Cellular component (GO): BORC complex
Source: RefSeq, a predicted model, not a curated record